GUAUGUUACCUAUUUUGGUGCGUUCCCAAACCAAUGGGAACGGGAAAGUCUUCCCAUUUGACCAAUAUUCACUUCUUACUGAACUCUCUUACAGAGAACAAGCAAGCAAUGGCUAACCGAGGACCUUCUUUUGGCCUUAGCGCCCAAGUGGCUAACAAGUUGGCUGGAAAACGAGACCCCGAAUUAGAAGGUGACAUUUUGAGAUGGAUCGAGGCUAUCAUGGGACAAAAAUUACCUAAUGGACCCUAUGAAGAAAUCUUGCGAGAUGGUGUGAUUCUUUGCAAUUUAAUGAAUAAACUGAUGCCAGGAUGUAUUCAGAAAAUUAAUACUUCCGGUGGACAAUUCAAAAUGAUGGAAAACAUCAACCGUUUCCAAGAAGCAGCUAAAAAAUGGGGUGUUCCAGAAAUUGACGUCUUCCAAACAGUCGACUUAUGGGAAAGGAGAAAUAUUGGCCAAGUAACACAAUGCUUAAUGGCUUUAGGCAGAGCAUGUUAUACACGUCCAGAUUACAAUGGACCCUGCCUCGGUCCAAAACCAGCUGAAGAAAACAAGCGUCAAUUCACAGAAGAACAACUUCGAGCCAGUGAGGGUAUUAUCAAUCUUCAGUAUGGUACAAACAAAGGAGCCAACCAAAGUGGACAAAAUUUUGGCAAUACGCGACACAUGUAGAAUCUUUCAAGUGCUUGUUUCUCGGGGGAACAAAAUAUUUAGCUUGGCUUAUUUUUUGUGUCAAGAAAAUAAAUAUAUUUACAGAAA
Molecule: messenger RNA, 756 nt
Organism: Parasteatoda tepidariorum (common house spider)
Lineage: Eukaryota; Metazoa; Arthropoda; Arachnida; Araneae; Theridiidae
Product: myophilin
Biological process (GO): actin filament organization; actomyosin structure organization
Cellular component (GO): actin cytoskeleton
Molecular function (GO): actin filament binding
Source: RefSeq, a predicted model, not a curated record